Oryzias melastigma (Indian medaka) is the source of this 1834-nucleotide messenger RNA. Its product is annotated as epidermal growth factor-like protein 6. The transcript is spliced from 7 exons. Gene Ontology annotation, molecular function: calcium ion binding. The coding region runs from base 166 to 1044 and encodes 292 amino acids. The record is from RefSeq and is a predicted model, not a curated record. NCBI's taxonomy places the organism in Eukaryota, Metazoa, Chordata, Actinopteri, Beloniformes, Adrianichthyidae.
CAUACAAUUACACCAUGUGACCUCCGCUUCACCGUACAAACACAAACUGCAUCUUGUUGAAGACACUCAUCACAGAACAGCGUUUGACAGGGAAAAGACUUCAGAGAAGAGAUUAGAGAUCUAACAUGUAGUUUAGGCUGCAGAAAAGCGAUUCUGCUGGAUAACAUGACUGAUCUAAUAUUACAGUUUCUGGGAGUGAUUGGACAUUUUAUUCUAUUCUCAGUGGCCCAUCAUCAGGAAAGCUUCCACAGGUCAUUGACAGAUACUCUGGAUCCCACUCGGGGUCACGGGCAGCCUGGACUCUGUAACUACGGCUGGGACAUUUCCUGUUGUUUUGGAUGGAAGAAUGUUAAUGGCCUUUGUCAGCCCGUCUGUAGAAAGCCCUGCGUUAAGGGGAAAUGUGUGGGCCCCGACAAGUGUUCCUGCUUCACGGGGUACCGAGGACCACAUUGUGAUGAAGAUGUGAACGAGUGCGGUUUGCUGGAGAGGCCGUGUUCCCAGCGCUGCAUGAACACACCCGGUAGCUAUCGCUGUUACUGCGAGUCUGGAUACUCGCUCAGUGCAGAUGGAUACACCUGUACAAAAGAGAGAGAUUGUUUCUCAAUGCGCUGCCAGUUUGGAUGUCAGUUUGACAGAGCUGGAGCAGCUCACUGUCUUUGUCCUCCUGGCCUCCGUCUGGCUGCUGACAGUAGAACCUGUGAAGAUGUAGAUGAAUGUAGGGAAGCCAGUGUGUGUCCAUCACGUCGGACCUGCAAGAACACUUUUGGCAGCUUUGUUUGUGUUUGUCCAAAUGGUUUUGUGAUGGCGACUGUGAGGAACUCUGUGGAGUGUCGAGAUGAAAAUGAGUGUUUGACUGGGUCUCACACGUGCAGCCGCCAUGCUUGGUGCGUCAACACGGAUGGUUCCUACACCUGUCGGUGUCUAGGCGACUUCUUUGGCGAUGGACACACCUGCAGGCCGAGAAGAGCGCCACAGUCCAGCAGCGCCCUGUACUUCAACUACAAACUUUCCAAAAGGAUCAAACCAAUAUACUCUUUACUUUAAUUCACCUUCUAAGGACAUUCAAAGCAUAAGAAGAGAAAAGCUAAUUUAGUGGGCAUUAAAAAAAAGUAUCUUUUUUUUUUACUUGUAUGUCAAAAUGUUAGCUAUUUUUGGAUUAUUAUAUGAGGUAAACUUGCUUCCACUCUUGAAGUUUUGUUUUUCCCCAUUUCCAGCACCUGCAUUAUUUUUGCUUGAUGUGAGGUUUUUGCUCCAAACUCUUGGAUUUAUAUUUUAGACAUUUUUUUUUCCUUUUUUUCCAAAUCUCUAAAAUGAAUUUUAGUGACUUCAAACUGUGUCAAUAAAAGGCUGACCUCUGGUGGAUGAAAAAGGGUAGAUGCUGUGUCUUCGCUUUCUUUACAUUCAGGAGGAGUGUGGCUUCAACUCUUUACCCCACUGCAUUAAAGAACUAUAAAGAUUUUUUUAACUACAAUGUUUUAAACCCUUUGAUGAAAUUUACAGAAAACUUUUGCUACAUAUUUAUAUAUGAGUAAUAUAGCCUUAAUAAUAUUCAUGGAAUGAUUUGAUACGUAUUUUCUCAAAACAGUGUUUAGUCAGUCAAUUAGUUUGUUCAUCUUAAUUAACUGACCAUCUAAAAUUUGAUCGGCAUAUUUUUAAUGUGGUGUAACUAUUUUAUAAAGAAUUCGAUAUUGACAAAUGUUGUUUUCUAGUACAGGAAGUACUCAUGAAAAAAGCCUAACAAUAGAUGAGUUAUUAAUACCAUAAUGUUGUAAAAAUCAUCUAAACUUGUCCUGCCAAAAGUGUUUUUGAAAUUUCAUGUAAGCAGCCAUUUUGA